Oncorhynchus keta (chum salmon) is the source of this 3783-nucleotide messenger RNA. RefSeq names its product arylacetamide deacetylase-like. The coding region runs from base 304 to 1536 and encodes 410 amino acids. Gene Ontology annotation, molecular function: carboxylic ester hydrolase activity. NCBI's taxonomy places the organism in Eukaryota, Metazoa, Chordata, Actinopteri, Salmoniformes, Salmonidae. The record is from RefSeq and is a predicted model, not a curated record. The transcript is spliced from 5 exons. Gene Ontology annotation, cellular component: membrane.
UUCAGUUCUAUCGUUUCAACCUACCGGCGCGCGUUAACACAUUGUUCUAUUUCCAUGGGUGUGAAGGACAGGGAAUCAUACGACACAACCGCCUGCUGCGCGCAGGCAGUGAUAGUCACGGUGAAAAGCUAUGAUCAUGCUCGCUUUUAAUGAUCAGAUAACUCUUGCACGUGCUUUCAUAUCUGGCUGUCUCAGUUCCAGAAUUAAUACAAGAUUACGCUUUGCUCAGACUUAAGUGACUUGAUCAUAAACACAACUGACAUAGUAUAGUUUUGCCAUCAAUAGUUGCGGACUCCUCGUAAAAUGCAGCUGAAAGGCAUAUUUUUACUCCUGUCUUUAGGAGCGUUCACCUCUUAUUAUGUUUACCAGCCCAUUCCAGACAAGAUAGAGGAGAGAUGGAAACUCAUGUUGACCGACUGCUUCUUCAGAAGUCUCAGCCACCUGGCAGACUUCAGUGAGCUGCUGGGGUUGAAGGACUACAUGGGGGUGAUGAUGUUCAUCACUUUCGCUGAGCGGGUGGUGCCCGUGUCAGACCAACGUGUGCACGUCACAGAGGAGCUGUUUGAUGGGGUGGAGGUGGUGGUGUACCAGCCCAAACUGCAGGGCGGCGACACUGAGCUGAGGAGAGCAGUCAUAUACCUGCAUGGAGGAGGAUGGUGCUUGGGCAGCGCCAGAAUGGGACCGUACGACCUCCUAGCUAGGCAGAUGGUCAUUGAUCUUAACUCUGUGGUCGUGUCUGUAGAGUACCGCCUGGCCCCAGAGCACCACUUCCCUGUCCCAUAUGAGGAUGUGUACCGGGUGGUGAAGCACUUCCUCCAGAGGGUGGUUCUGGCCCAGUACACUGUAGACCCAGGACGUAUCGCUGUGUCCGGGGACAGCGCCGGGGGAAACCUGGCUGCUGCCGUGUCCCAGCAGCUGCAGCAGGAUCCAGAACAGCAGCUGCAGCUGAAGGUCCAGGCCCUGCUCUACCCUGUGCUGCAGGCUCUGGACCUCAAUACCCCGUCCUACCAGCAGAACCAGAACAUGCCUAUCCUGCCCCGUACCCUAAUGGUGCGCUUCUGGAGCGAGUACUUCACCAGCGACAAGACCUUCUUCAGGGCCAUGAUGACCAACACUCACAACAGCCCAGAGUCUGCUGCUCUGCUCAAAUUCGUCAACUGGAGUGCCUUUCUGCCAGAGUCCUACCGGGGCAAGUAUAACUACAGCGCUCCGGUUGUGCCGUUGUCGGCUGGAGGGGCAGGGUCGGACGGGCCAUCGCGCUCCAUCGCUGACCCCCGGGCCUCGCCCCUUCUGGUUCCAGACGCUGCUUUACGCUCGCUACCCAAGGCCUACGUUCUGACGUGUGAGUACGACGUGCUGCGGGACGACGGGGUGAUGUAUGUCGCGCGCCUGCGCCGUGCCGGUGUGGAGGUGACACAUGAACACUACGCCAGUGGUUUCCACGGCGCCCUCAUGUUCACUGUGUGGCCAACCGACUUCCUGAUUGGACGCACGAUGACGGAAAACUUCAUCAAAUGGCUGCAGCAUAACUUGUAGAAAACAGAAGAAAAGUUACGAUCUUUCAAUGUUCAUUCCUGUUUCCCCUAGCAACUCAAUAGCCGUUGUUUAGGUGCUGCUUAGAUUUUUGUCUGUUUGGUUGUUUAUUCAGUGACAGACAGUGUUUUUGUUUAUGCUUGCAAACUGAGGGGUUUUCCUCUCUAUGGCACUGUGUCCCAACAACAAUACCAGAUACCAGUCAAAAACAGGUUUGUCUGGAUUUUCUAAUCACCAAGGCAACCAAUGAGGCAGAACAUGAGGCUAAGCAACUGAUACCAGAUACAAGACAUUUGAUGAAGCCAAGUGUUUCUACAUUUGAUUUCUGACACAUCCAUCUGAUACCGCAGCUGAUUCUCAUCACAUUUCAAAGUGUUUAAGGUUAAGUUUUGUCAUUAACUUCCUGGUGGCGUGAUGCUUGCAACACCCGGGUUGUGUGUUUGAUUACUAUGGGGGACCAGUAUUAAAAUGUAUGUGUUCAUUACUUCAUUACUGUUUAUUACUUAACUGUAAGUUGCUCUGGAUAAAAGCAUCUGCUAAAAUAAUAGAACAUAUAACAUUCAAAAAAAUCUACAUCUUAAGGUCGUUGACUCCUAAGGUUUAGGCUUAAAACGAACAUUUCUAAAACAACUAUCUAUCAUGGGAUUCAAAGUUGCAACCUUUGGAAUCAGAAGCAGAUGCCUGUGCCCAUCGGGGCGGCAGGGUAGUCUAGUGGUUAGAGCGUUGGACUAGUAACCGAAAGGUUGCAAGUUCAAAUCCCCGAGCUGAAAAGGUACAAAAUCUGUCGUUCUGCCCCUGAACAGGCAGUUAACCCACUCUUCCUAGGCCGUCAUUGAAAAUAAGAAUUUGUUCUUAACUGACUUGCCUAGUUAAAUAAAAGUAAAAUAUAAAAUUUAAAAAAAUAAAAAAAUCUGCAGUCCCUGUCCGAAAAACUGAAACCUACUUGAAGGUAACAUGUUGGCCCGAGUGGCCAGUGUCCGGUUUCCACGAAUACUCACUUGUCAUUUAGUUGUGUAAAGUACUUCAGUAAAAAUGCUCUAAAGUACUAUCUAAGUAGUUUUUUUCAGAACUUUUACUUUUACUUCACUACAUUCCUAAGGAAAAUAAUGUGCUUUUUACUGCAUACAUUUUCCCUGACACCCAAAAGUACUCAUUACAUUUUGAAUGACUAGCAAGACAGGAAAAUGGUCCAAUUCACACACUUAUCAAGAGAACAUCCCUGGUCAUCCCUACUGCUUCUGAUCUGGCGUAUUCACUUAAACACAAAUGCAUCGUUUGUAAAUGACGUCUGAGUAUUGGAUUGGUCCCCUGGCUAUCCAUAAAAUAAAUAAAAUGACAAGAAAAUUGUGUUGUUUUCUUUGCUUAAUAAAAUAGUGAAAAAGACUAAAAGCAUUUGGUUUUAAAUAUACUUAAGUAUAAAACGUAAAUGUAUUGCUAAAAUAUACUUAAGUAUCAAAAGUAAAUGUAUAAAUCAUUUAAAUUUCCUAAAAUGAUUUAUAAUUUAACUUUUGAUACCUAAGUAUAUUUUUGCAAUAAAUUUACGUUUUAUACUUAAGUAUAUUUAAAACCAAAUACUUUUAGACUUUUUCUCAAGGAGUACUUUACUAUUUUACUGUCACUUUUAAUUGAGUCAUUUUCUAGUAAGGUAUCUUUACUUUUACUCAUGCUAUUAUUGAGGACCAGUAAAGAGUACUUGUGUUCUUCAGUUUAGUUGUCAUCCCAUACAGGCACUGUAGGCCCAGUCAUCAUGUGUGGUGUACUGAGCCUCUUCACGUGUCUCCCCACCCACCCACCCAACACCUCUCUCUCUCUCUCUCUCUCUCUCUCUCUCUCUCUCUCUCUCUCUCUCUCUCUCUCUCUCUCUCUCUCUCUCUCUCUCUCUGGGUCUUAAUCCACCUGCCUUGUGACAUGGAAGGACAAACAUGAGGAGGGGAGGGGCAAUGGGUCUCCCUAUGUUUCCUUAGAGAGCCUCCCCAGCUCAGCUGACACCCCUCACCACCAUUUGCAGAUUUGUUAUGUUGUUGGGGAAAUAUAGCUCAGUGUUCAUUAUCAUGGGAUUAGCGUUUUUCUGAGAAAGUGUUUUGAUGGCUUUGAUGACUGAUAAUCUAAUCUAUUUCAUUUUUGUUUCAGUAUUCUCCUUACAAAUCCUUGUAAAUAUCAUGGCCUGUUGUUUUUCAUGUGAAAUACAGAGAAUUGAAGACAUGCAUCAUUUUGUUAUGUUUUCUCACAAUAAAAUGAACCCACAUUUGA